Messenger RNA from Nycticebus coucang (slow loris), 1985 nucleotides. It is a transcript of the gene MTCH1, whose product is annotated as mitochondrial carrier 1. The record is from RefSeq and is a predicted model, not a curated record. The coding region runs from base 103 to 1218 and encodes 371 amino acids. Gene Ontology annotation, biological process: positive regulation of apoptotic process. NCBI's taxonomy places the organism in Eukaryota, Metazoa, Chordata, Mammalia, Primates, Lorisidae. Gene Ontology annotation, cellular component: membrane; mitochondrion. The transcript is spliced from 12 exons.
GUGGUUUCCUCCGUCACGUGACGGGGAGUGACCUCGCCGCCCGGCGCCAAGGGGGCCUCGGACCCGGAAGUGGCGCUCGGGGCUCGCGGCGGAGCCGCGGGGAUGGCGGGAGCGGGAGCUGGAGCUGGUGCUCGCGGCGGAGCGGCGGCGGGAGUCGAGGCCCGAGCUCGCGAUCCGCCUCCUGCGCACCGUGCACAUCCACGCCACCCUCGGCCGGCGGCGCAGCCCUCGGCCCGCAGGAUGGACAGCGCGUCCGGUGGUCUGGGCUCCGGGGACAACGCCCCGACUACUGAGGCUCUUUUCGUGGCCCUGGGCGCGGGUGUGACGGCGCUCAGCCAUCCGCUGCUCUACGUGAAGCUGCUCAUCCAGGUGGGUCAUGAGCCAAUGCCCCCCACCCUUGGGACCAAUGUGCUGGGGAGGAAGGUCCUCUAUCUGCCGAGUUUCUUCACCUACGCCAAGUACAUUGUGCAAGUGGAUGGUAAAAUAGGGCUUUUCCGAGGCUUAAGCCCCCGACUGAUGUCCAACGCCCUCUCCACUGUGACCCGGGGCAGUAUGAAGAAGGUUUUUCCUCCAGAUGAGAUUGAGCAGGUUUCCAACAAGGAUGAUAUGAAGACUUCUCUGAAGAAAGUAGUGAAGGAGACCUCCUAUGAGAUGAUGAUGCAGUGUGUGUCCCGCAUGCUGGCCCAUCCCCUGCAUGUUAUCUCAAUGCGCUGCAUGGUCCAGUUUGUGGGAAGGGAGGCUAAAUAUAGUGGUGUGCUGAGCUCCAUUGGGAAGAUUUUCAAAGAGGAGGGUCUGCUGGGAUUCUUCGUCGGCUUAAUCCCUCACCUCCUGGGCGAUGUGGUUUUCUUAUGGGGCUGUAACCUGCUGGCCCACUUCAUCAAUGCCUACCUGGUGGAUGACAGCGUGAGUGACACCCCAGGGGGGCUGGGAAACGACCAGAAUCCAGGUUCCCAGUUCAGCCAGGCUCUUGCCAUCCGGAGCUACACCAAGUUUGUGAUGGGGAUCGCAGUGAGUAUGCUGACUUAUCCCUUCCUGCUGGUCGGUGAUCUCAUGGCUGUGAACAACUGUGGGCUGCAGGCUGGGCUCCCCCCUUACUCCCCAGUGUUCAAAUCCUGGAUUCACUGCUGGAAGUACCUGAGUAUGCAGGGCCAGCUUUUCCGAGGCUCCAGCCUGCUUUUCCGCCGAGUGUCAUCAGGAUCAUGCUUUGCCCUGGAGUAACCUGAAUCAUCUAACAAAAAAUAUGCUGUGUCAACCUGGAUGAGGCCUGAUACCUUGGGUCACCUGCAAGACAACCAAUCCAGCAACACGUAGAUGUGCUCCAGCCCACCUGGGCUUUGGUUUCCAUAUUUGCCAUGUGUCUAUCCAGAUAUGGCAUUGGGCUGUGGUGAGGCUAUGCCCAGUGGAAUGGGCCACCUGUCAGACUGGGGAAUGUGGGGUGAGGGUGGGGAAUUAGGGCAGAAUCCUCUUACUUCCCAGAUUUGCUGAGUCUGCUUUAUGCAGGGGUCCAAAGAAUGGGUUGUGGGGAGGCCCAGGUUGGAUGGGGAAAGGCUAAUGAGUCAGAUCCUACCCCACACCCCACCCCUUGAGGCAGUGUAGCUCCCAUCCUGCAGCUCAGCUGGGAGCAUCACUCUCCUGCUUUGUAAAUAGGACAUGGUUCCCCCCGUCAUGAGGCCACCAUCAUGUCUAGGCCUGCACCGGAAGGCUAAUGCUAGAUUCUGCCUUCGUUUUUUUCAACACUACAUUUCUGAUAGGAGGGCAGCACUUUCUUCGGAAUGGGAAAUCAUGUGACUACUCAGAAUGUGUCUCCCUCAUCUAAUGCUCUUCUGUUUAAUGGUGAUGCCUCAUGUGCAGGAUCUGGUUACCUGUGCAUUCGUGAAUACUGAGAGGUUAGGUGAUCAGUGUCUCUAGUCCUGCCCAGUUUAAAAGUUCAUGGUAAGAUUUGACCCUGUCUCCCUCAAAUAAACGUAUCGGUGGUGAUUUGGAAA